CACAGCUCCCGCAAACUGCACUUUACAUCACCAGUCCUCUCGCCCUCUAACUAUAUUUUGAAGAAAGAACGUCCUUUUUGUCUGCUGAGCUCAAUGCGCUCGCGGAAUAUAUCUCCCCGAUAACCGGGCUGAAACGCUGCCAUGUAUCGUCGUGGAGACCCUCGCUGGAACCGGACAAUACAGCACAUCACCGACAAUAUCGAACAUGCGAACGAGUCUGCGCAAGAGGGUAUCUGGACCUUUACGCACGAUUAUCUGAAUCCGUGUUUUGCUUCUUUUACCCAGUGUUUGAACGACUGUACGACACCCUGCUUUCCGUCGCGCGAUGACCGCCGAAGGCGUGGACGGGGCAGAGGGAGGGCGGAGAUGAGUUUUGACUUUUAUGAUGACUGGGAGGAAGAGGAUAAUGAUGGACUCUUAGGCUGGGGUAAUGAUGAGCUGGAUAGAUUGCUGGCCGGGUCGAGCAGCUAUGGAGGGGUAACCCAGCCUGAUCGGCAGCGGGCAAUGAAUUAUGGGACUCGGAAUCGCGACGCAAGAUAUAAUACCGCGAGGAGGAAAAGCGCAGUACAGCCUCAUGACGGUGGGCCGGAUCCGACCAUCAUACCAAGCUCUUCAUACUUUGGAUUCUUGGGAAGGCUGCCUUUUAAGAUUGGCGGGAAAGUGUUGAGAUAUAAGCCCUCGGCUGCCGACCUCACUGAACAUCCGGGGCAGUCGAGAAGGAGUCAAGAGGAGCAGCAUCCCUUGAUUGAAGACAGCGACGAGGAUAGUAUCAGGGCGGGCGAGAGAAAAGGGCAUCGGCGGCAGAGGAGCCAGACGAGUGGAUCUGGCCAUACAACGGAUUCCCUCAGCUCAAGAGGCGAUAUAUUCCCUAGCGAAGAUGAGGACGAUGCCGUUCCUCUGGAUGAUGAAUUCACACUUGCGCUGGAGCGCCGCGCAACAGGCCGAGGUCUCGAUGACACUAGCAGUGGGAAGACGCGCGCAGGAAGCAACAGACCCUCCAGAUCGCAUGUGUCCACUCGAACAGCAUCGUCACGGAACACGCAUGAUUCUGGAAAGAGAAGUACCGACGACGCAAACAUGAAGCGCUCGGCAUCCUCAACUAUAAAAGAAGUCCCAACCCUCUCGGAUCUUAAGCAGGAAGAAGAACGUGUGCGAAUAGAAGAAGAACGCGAAAUCGAGCGCAAACGACAAGACGCCCAACAACUCGCCUUAAAACGCGGUCUAGCAUCCGACCUCUCUCAAUCCCUCCAUCUCCAAACAUCCUCUGCAAUCGACAACUCCAACGCCGCCACCAAGCUCCCCCGCUCUUCCUCAUCCCCCCACCUCCCCGCGCAAAUGUCAUCACUCCAAACCUCCACGUCCCCGUUGCUUCGAUCCCCCGCGAUGGAACCAGCCGUCGACGCAGUCCCGUUUCCGGCGUUUGAUCCUCAGACUGCGCCGGAUAGUAGCUCGUUCCAUGUUGAUGAGAGCGAUUAUUCGAGUCUUGCGCCUACCCCGAAUAGGCCGCUGAGUUUGAGGGACGAGGCUAGGGACGUGCAGGUUGAGUCAGGGUUUGUGCCGGCGAUGUUGCCGCAUUUCAACACGCAGCCGGAUUGAAAGCUAGAUGGGGAUUGUGGGUUUUGAGCUUAGGAUUGGGGUCUUACUACUGUCAACCAUGCUGUGGAAUAAUGUGGAAGUUGGUGAUGAGACUUCUCACGAAUGGUAGAGAGAACAGAGACACUCAAAGUGGGGAAAGAGGUCCAGAUGUGCCAAAUCCUUACCCAUGACGUCACGGGUCAAAGCUUGGAGAGAGCUUGCGCUAUUAUUUCCUACGACGGCGGUUAGAGGAGGCGGGCUUUUUCACGAAGGGCAAGGGCAAGGCAUGCAUGAGAGGCCAUCAUUUUGGCAGAGAUUCUUGGACGUCCAACCAUCGCAUGGUUUGACCGCAUCUUCGCAUAUGCUCAGAAUCUACAUAGACUACGAGUGGGAUAGACA
Lindgomyces ingoldianus is the source of this 1974-nucleotide messenger RNA. RefSeq lists its product as uncharacterized. NCBI's taxonomy places the organism in Eukaryota, Fungi, Ascomycota, Dothideomycetes, Pleosporales, Lindgomycetaceae. The transcript has a single exon. The record is from RefSeq and is a predicted model, not a curated record. The coding region runs from base 142 to 1596 and encodes 484 amino acids.